CCAUGUUUCCCGAGGUUCGCUCAACUUCAGCACGCCCACUUUAUCCAGGAUUCGUUGAACAACUCUUCAUCAUAUCUGGUUGCUACCCACGAAUGGUCGUUUGCUAUUGGCCGGCUUAUGUAUAAGCGAGCUGUCUGGAACUGCAGAGUUCGUCGAACCAUGCAACAAUCUUAGCCCAGGGACAUCGGCCCAUGAAUUUAUGGCUUAGCUCAUCUUGUACUCCCAAGCACCACCCUCCCAAGGAUCCUCUCCAGCUCGAAGGGCGCUGCAGGAUCUGUUCAAUCAAACCCCGAUAUCCAGGGCCUAGGCUUUUCUCCGAGACGAGUACACAAGCUAGGGGAGGGGGAUUUAGCACCUUCAUCAGCGCCCACCGUUCGAGUGAUCCAGAAUUCAUGCUACCUGUCCGCCUGCUGAGCCCUCAAUGACAGAUUCAUGUGCCCUGUCAAGAUUGAGUUUCCAGGCACCCCACCCAGGUGUUCGUUCCUGUCUCAAUGCCAGAGGCAGUCGAUUUCCAAGUCAAGACCGGAAAUCAGGUUUUAAAAUACCAAGGUCGGCAGUCAACGGCAAAUCUCCCCGUUGCGCGACCGGCGUAGAGGUGCUCCGAUCUCACAGCACGCUUGAACGCGGGCGGAAUGUCGUAGGAUGUGUCGCAUAUACUCCAGUGUAUGACCGAUCGCGAAGCGCGUGUGGAGCUCGGGGGUUCGUCGUUCGCCAGCGCUGCUGUGCAGCGUUGCACUCUCUCUCUUGCCCAAUCUUCUAGUGGCAUGCCAUGAGAAAUCUGGCAAGCACAUGCAUAAUCGAAAAGGAUCGAUUCAUGUACCGUUCCCUGCAAUGUGACAUUUCUUUCGCUUUUA
Mycena citricolor is the source of this 854-nucleotide messenger RNA. NCBI's taxonomy places the organism in Eukaryota, Fungi, Basidiomycota, Agaricomycetes, Agaricales, Mycenaceae. The record is from the annotation of a GenBank genome assembly.